UUGCGAACUAAAAAAUAUUGUAAUUAUGGAAGAAAGUGGCAAUCUAAUUUCUUUAUGCACACAACCAACUGAGGAUUCAAACGGACAGGACAAAGAAAUCACUCGAAAAUGCAUUCUUGCAAUUGGAAAAACUGGGAAUGGUAAAAGCUUCACUGCAGGAGUUUUUGGUGCAAAAAAUGCUCGCGAAGGCAAUCAAGCAGAAUCACUCACCCAAGAAACCACAAUUUACGACUGCGAAAAUAGAUAUAUAUACAUUGACACACCAGGAUUUGACGAUUCAGAUGAGGCCAAAGGAGAUGACGAAACUGCUCGUAAUAUUCUUCGUGAAAUGGUGAAUUUUGGAAUAAGCGAAUUGGCAACUGUGUUAUGGUUCACGACUCCAGAUGUUCGUGCUGCAGGAUCAUAUAAACAUGACGCUAUGAAAGGGCCACGUGAAGCAGCAGUAGACGUUGCAAAAGAGAUUCUUCGGAAUACGCAGAAGAGACUACCAAGAGGACAAGGACAAAAUCCGCUUAAAAACACGAAAACAUUUCAGGUCUGGUUAUAUGAAAGCUUAAGAGAAAAAUCACCGUAUAGGAAAGAAAACUACACAAGUGAUGAGUUGAACGAAUGUUGUAUAUAUAAGAAAUCAGAACCAGAACGAAUCCUUGCAAAAUACGAAGAGCUUAUGGCUGGACAUGAAGAUCAUCCACUUGGCUUAGUGUUCAAAGGGGCCCAGUGUAGCAAGUGCCCAGAGAACUCUGAUCCCCGAUUGGCCGAUCCAAAGUGCCAUUCAAGAUCAAAAAUGAUACAUACUGAAAAGGUCAAAAAAAUCCACCUUGAUGAGGUGGUUAAAAAGCACGUUGGCAACAAAACCACAUACCAUCCGGGCCAGUUGGUAGCGGAGCAUCGGGACAAAGCCCCGACUAAGAAACACAGAUCAGACGGAAAGAAAGAAACAAGGCAUUAUUUAAGCAGAGUUGCAAAUCAUCCUGGCGGAACGAUGAGAAUCCACCCUGGACGCCUUGAGAAAUUCCAUCCUGAUCCGGUAUCUAUCCAUACUCGAGAAUGCGCCGCUGAUGAAAUUUUUGAUAUAGUAGACUAUGUAAAAGGUAAUAAAAAAACCACUAAAAAAGAUCACGCGAUUCAGCUGGAUGUGUCUUUCGGUGCUGCAAUUUUAGAGGUCCAGGGUGUCAAGAAAAAUACACAUGUUGUGAUCAAUCUGCCCCUUGCAAGGUUGUUUAUGAAUGUUGUAAUAAAGUUCAUCCGAGCCCAGGCUGCGAAGAAGUUUUUGAAUGCUGUAAUAGACAAAGUGGAUCUUGUAACGAAAGAUACUCCAGGGUGCCAAGAAUUCUGGGAUUGUUGUGAAAACCAAGAACCCUGUAAAAGAGUUUACGAGUGCUGUGAUGCUAUUUUUGGAGAUAAGGAAGAUCCAAAUUCAGCGGGAUGUCUAGAAUUAUGGGACUGUUGUGGCUAUGGACCUAAUAAUUUGGGUUGCAAAGAAAAAUAUGACUGUUGUGGCACUUUGCAACAUUGUCAGAGAAG
This is a messenger RNA of Racocetra fulgida, 1524 nucleotides long. NCBI's taxonomy places the organism in Eukaryota, Fungi, Glomeromycota, Glomeromycetes, Diversisporales, Gigasporaceae. The record is from the annotation of a GenBank genome assembly.